Molecule: messenger RNA, 710 nt
Organism: Drosophila miranda
Lineage: Eukaryota; Metazoa; Arthropoda; Insecta; Diptera; Drosophilidae
Exons: 2
Coding region: 82-423 (113 amino acids)
Source: RefSeq, a predicted model, not a curated record
AUAAAAUCACCCUAAAGUCAAAAUUUCAGAAACACUGUGAACAGUUGAACAGUAAUAGCAUUUCUUGACGAAUCGCGAAAAAUGUUUUUAAACGAAAAUUUGCGAAAUCGGCCCAGGAUCGUGAUGCCGAAACAGGAACAACUGGAGGCAGUACCACUGCCUAAUAAGAAUGCUUAUAUCGUUUGGCGCGGGGUACGCGGGCGACGGUACGACUCACGUGCAGCUCGGACAGUACCACUGGCCUUCCGUCCGUACCGUGGUUCCGGAAAUUAUUCCCUGGAUCUAACCUCGUCACAAAAAGCCAUGAGUCCCGUUAAUAAAUUAACGUACUUCACCUUGCAGUUGUUUUUGUCCGACCUGCCUCCGGUCUUUCUUACGUUUGCUGAUCGCUACAGAUGCCGCUCUGACUGGAACAACUUGUAGUCCAACUCUUCUGGAGCUGUGAGCCCAGCCUUGCCGCGGUAAUCUUGUGACAAAAUAUUUGCCGGCGCUAGCAUGACCGGCGGACCUGUGCAAACUGGACAUCUAGAGGAAGUAAGGACGGGAUCGGAGGGAGAUAGUUAGUUAUCCGGCUGAGUAUGAACCAUUUUUGCUGUGAAAGGCUUACCUUGCUGCUUCUACUGCUGCUAAUUGAGCGACAAUCGGAGACGGAUAGAUUUUAGAGUACAAGCACAUCAGACAAUGGGCUACCAGCAGUACGGGCAGGAGAA